AUGGAUUCCGGCGAACCACUGCACGUCCUCUUCUUCCCCUUCUUAACACGUAGCCACAUGAUCCCAAUGCUUGAAACCGCCCGUCUCUUCUCCGAAAACGGCAUCAAGACCUCCAUUGUCACCACCCCGGCCAACGCCGACCCUCAUCAAACCUCUACUUCACCACCAUCCCUCCAUCUCCCUCCAUCUCAUCCCCCUUUCCUUCGACCACCUUCAACCUCCCUUCCGGCUGCGAAAAAUCUCACCGCCGUCCCUGUCCACCUCACCACCGACUUCUUCUCCGCCGCCUUCAACCUCCGUGACCCUUUCUCCCACCUUCUCUCCUCUCUCCGCCCUGACGCCAUCAUCUCCGACGCUAUCUACACUUGA
Molecule: messenger RNA, 369 nt
Organism: Dioscorea cayenensis subsp. rotundata (Guinea yam)
Lineage: Eukaryota; Viridiplantae; Streptophyta; Magnoliopsida; Dioscoreales; Dioscoreaceae
Product: UDP-glucose flavonoid 3-O-glucosyltransferase 7-like
Exons: 1
Coding region: 1-369 (122 amino acids)
Source: RefSeq, a predicted model, not a curated record